UUCUGAUUUUAAUUUAAUGUUUUGGGGAAAGUUUAAUUCUGGUUUUGUUUUUACUAAAAAUGCUGAUUUUAUUUUGUGUUUAUUAAGUGUUUCAUGUAAUUCUGAUUUAAUUACACUUCUAAUUCUGAUUCAAGUUUAUUAUUUGUAUUUUUGCUUCAUUUUUAAUUCUGAUUUUAAUAGGCGAAUCUUCCCUGCCUUAAAAGUGAAACUGUCUGGACUGGACAAAAAGGCCAAUUAUUAUGUCAUAAUGGACAUAGUUCCUUGUGACGCCAAUCGUUGGAAAUUCCACAAUUCUCGUUGGACUGUGGCGGGGAAAGCAGAUCCUGAACUUCAAAAACCUCUACAUAUCCACCCAGAUUCGCCUGCUACGGGGGAACAUUGGAUGGCUAAAGGAGCAAGUUUUCAUCGAGUAAAGGUGACAAACAAUGCUACAAACAAGGCAGAAUUUACUGUUCUCAACUCUAUGCACAAAUACCAACCUCGUAUACACAUUGUUCGUUCAAACGAUGUACAUUCCUAUAAAGUAGCUAAUUGGUCUACAACUGUAUUUCCUGAAACGGAAUUUAUUGCAGUCACUGCCUACCAAAACAGCCAGGCAAGUAAUAAUUUUUAUGGUUUUCUGAUUUUUGUUCUGAUUUUCUGA
This is a messenger RNA of Meloidogyne enterolobii, 643 nucleotides long. Lineage: Eukaryota; Metazoa; Nematoda; Chromadorea; Rhabditida; Meloidogynidae. The record is from the annotation of a GenBank genome assembly.